Molecule: messenger RNA, 1635 nt
Organism: Raphanus sativus (radish)
Lineage: Eukaryota; Viridiplantae; Streptophyta; Magnoliopsida; Brassicales; Brassicaceae
Product: berberine bridge enzyme-like 9
Exons: 1
Coding region: 29-1624 (531 amino acids)
Molecular function (GO): FAD binding; oxidoreductase activity
Source: RefSeq, a predicted model, not a curated record
ACGAAGGUGAUAACAAGAAACACAAGCAAUGAAAUCUCCAACAAUCAAAACCCUGAUUAUUUCUGUUUUUCUCUUUACAAUCCCAACAUCAUUGGCAUCACCACCAACAGUUGACAACGUUUUCAAACAAUGCCUCAUCGAUUUUAAACCCUCAAAUCCGAAUUCCCCUAUUCAAAACUUCACAUACACUCCACAAAACCCUAAGUUCCUCACAAUCCUAAACAACUACGUCCGUAACCUCCGUUACUUCAACAACACGACACGUAAACCUAUCACUAUUGUAGCUGCCGCCGAUGUCACUCACAUCCAGGCUACGAUCACCUGCUCCAAGAAACUUGGCCUUCAGCUCCGGAUCCGCAGUGGAGGCCAUGACUAUGACGGGUUGUCAUACUUAUCAACAGUAGAUUUCGUUGUCCUAGACAUGUUCAACCUCCGGUCUAUCGAGUUCGAUCCUAAAGUUGAAACGGCGUGGGUCCAAUCCGGUGCUACGCUUGGAGAGAUCUACUACGGAGUGGCCAACAAAAGCAAUGAUCACCGUGGAUUUCCCGCCGGAAUCUGCCCCGGGUUAGGCGCUGGUGGACAUUUUAGCGGCGGUGGUUACGGGAACAUGAUGAGAAAAUACGGUUUAUCGAUCGAUAACAUUAUAGACGCUAAGAUCGUUGAUGCCAAGGGGAGAGUCUUGGACCGGAGCUCAAUGGGAGAAGAUCUUUUCUGGGCCUUACGUGGAGGUGGAGCGGCUAGUUUCUGUGUUGUCUUAGCCUGGAAGAUCAAGCUUGUUCCGGUUCCAGAGAAGGUCACGGUCUUUAACGUAGAAACCGUCGGAAAUAGAGGUGGCGUGAACACCACGGAACUUGUAGUGAAGUGGCAAGAGAUCGCAGACAAGAUCGACCAUAGUCUGUUCAUUAGGUUAACUUUAAGCACAAGCAACAAAACUGUGAAGGCUUCGUUCAUGGGAAUGUUCCUCGGAGAUUCGUCUAGGCUUCUAGGAAUCAUGAACAAGGAGUUCCCGGAGCUUGGUCUGAACAAAACAGAAUGUAUUGAAAUGAAAUGGAUUGAAUCGGUUUUGUUCUGGCUCAGUAUCCCACCCGGUACAGCACCAACAUCGGUUAUGCUAAACCGGAUCCCGCAAAAGCAAAUCUAUCUCAAGAGAAAAUCUGAUUACGUCCAAAAGCCGAUAUCAAGAACCGGUUUAGAUGCGAUAUUCAAGGUUCUGUUAGAGAACGAGAACGUGACAAUGGCUUGGAACCCGUACGGAGGGAGGAUGAGCGAGAUUCCAUCGACCGAGACAGCGUUUCCUCAUCGAGCAGGCAACAUGUUCAAGAUCCAGUACGCGGCAAACUGGUUCGUGCCAGGGGAAGAAGUGGCUAACGAAUGCUUGAGCCAGACGGAGAGAGUUUUCGAAGCAAUGGGGCCUUACGUGUCAAAGAACCCAAGAGAGGCGUUUUUGAACUAUAGAGACGUGGACAUUGGCACGAGCUUGAAUUCAACGUACGAGGAAGGGAAAGUGUAUGGGAUGAAGUAUUUUAAGAAUAACUUCGAGAGAUUGGUUAGUGUGAAGGGUAGAGUUGAUCCCGACAACUUUUUCCGGUACGAGCAGAGCAUUCCUGUUCCCUCGAGCCACUAGGUUCUAGAGAG